UUGAAGGUUUUACAGCCAAUUCACGACUUGUAUUGUAUUGGAACGCUGAAUGAAUAUCGCUUGGAACUAACUGCACUGGUCAUACACAAUAAGCACUAUAAAUUGUUUCGUUUCUGGUUCCGCAAUAUUGUCACCAUCCUGUUCCCAUUUUUCACCCUUAUGUUCCUCAACGCUCGGAUUGUGAAUGAGCUCAGGAAAGGUGUUGCCAGCGAAGAGCGCAAUUUGGCUCCAUCGAGCAGUGCUAAGGAAAGAAAGGCUCGAAUUCGGGCGGCAACGCGGACACUGGUGCUAGUUGUUUGCACUUACCUUCUGGCAAAUAUGCUCAAUGUUAUCAUAACUAUAUGGGAGCACAGCGAUGCUACGUCACUUUUCACCGGGUUAUUUUAUUCCUCACAUUCCAGCACAAUACUACUAGUUGGAACUUAG
Molecule: messenger RNA, 426 nt
Organism: Gongylonema pulchrum
Lineage: Eukaryota; Metazoa; Nematoda; Chromadorea; Rhabditida; Gongylonematidae
Source: the annotation of a GenBank genome assembly